GUGGUCUUAUUUUUGGUUUAAUUAAGCAAUACAAGAAUGCAGUUCAGGGUUUUGGGGCUCUGAAUCAAUGAAACACAGGGUGUGAAACUCUGGGGCCAAACAGAAAGAGAAAGGAAAAUUAAAGAAAUGGGUAUCGAAAUUGGAGGGUCAAUAGAGAAGGUGAAUGGGAAAGAAAUAAGUUAUAAUGAGUUUGUGGAGAGAUAUUUAGCGAAGAACCAACCAGUUGUUUUAACAGGUUUAAUGGAUGAUUGGAGGGCUUGCAAAGAUUGGGUCUUUGAUAGUGGAAAACCCAACUUGAAGUUCUUCUCGACUCACUUUGGCAAUUCCAAAGUUCAGGUUGCUGAUUGUGGUACUAGAGAAUUUACGGAUCAGAAGAGAGUAGAAAUGACUGUUUCUGAGUUUAUUGACCAUUGGAUUGAUGCCAAAGAGUGUGGUGGGGCAUCAAAUUCAUUUCAAGAGGGUAAUGACAAGUUAGUGCUAUAUUUAAAGGACUGGCAUUUUGUAACGGAGUACCCAGAAUAUGUAGCAUACAGAACUCCUCUGUUUUUUUGCGAUGAUUGGCUCAAUCUGUAUCUCGACCAUUAUCGCAUGCAUAAUGAUUCUGAUACUUGUCAAGAGAAUGAUGGAAUAAGUUGCUCUGAUUAUCGGUUUGUUUAUAUGGGAGCAAAAGGAUCCUGGACUCCUCUUCAUGCUGAUGUUUUCAGGUCAUAUAGUUGGUCAGCAAAUGUGUGUGGGAAGAAGAAAUGGCUUUUUCUACCUCCUUCUCAAUGUCAUCUUGUUUUUGACAGGGGCUUUAAAAGCUGUGUUUAUAAUAUUUUUGAUGAUGUUAGUGAAACGAACUUUCCAGGUUUUAAGAAAGCUAUCUGGCUGGAGUGCUCUCAAGAACAGAAUGAAAUUAUCUUUGUACCUAGUGGAUGGUAUCAUCAAGUUCAUAAUAUGGAAGAUACAAUAUCAAUAAAUCACAACUGGUUCAAUGCGUAUAAUCUUUCAUGGGUGUUGGAUUUGCUUUCGAGAGACUACAAGGAAGCUAAGGAGUACAUAGAAGACAUCCGUGAUAUCUGUGAUGAUUUUGAAGGUCUAUGCCAACGCAAUCUUGCUGCUAACACAGGAAUGAAUUUUUCUGAUUUUUUUAUCUUCCUAUCUCGCUUCUUCUCGGCCAAUAUCCUCCAACUCUACUGUCAACUUAGAGAAGAAGGAAUUUCAGUCUGGGGUUCGUCUAAAAUGGCUAAGCAUUUAGUUUUUAAUUUAGCAUCUAUACGGAGGAUUGCAUUGAAAUUGACAAGCAUGGAUGUUGUAGCUGGAAAUCAUGGCUUCUUCUUGGAUCUGAUGGAAACGUUAGAUGAUCCCAAUUUUCUUAAACUGUUCAUUGAUGUGGGCAGAGCAUAUGGGAAAAUACACGAGCAACAGAAUUGUAGUUGUGAUACAAAGAAAGCUUGGAUGGUUGAGUUUUUAGACUACAGCUCUCAUAUACGCAAUCCUGAAGAUUUUGUUAAGUUCAUUGACUACUCUGUAACAAAACUCGGUGCUACUUUCUGUGAGGAAAAUCUUUUGUUGUCUGGAUUGAACAACUGGCCGCUCUUUGAAGAUCAAUGAUCAGGCCUGACAAUUUUCUCCUCUGGGCUAACUAUUGGCGCUUAAAGACCUAUUGAGAGAGGUCCAUAUUGACCUUAUGCUGCAUGCCAAUAUGAAAGACCAGUAGGAAGUGGAAAUUCUUGCUUGCAAAAUUAGGAGAUGAAGACGAGAUCAUGAUAGCCCAAUUUGUAAACGAAGAACUGGGAUGAAUAUACGUAUCUUGAUACAAUGUAGCUAAAGACGGGGAACUCAAAAGCCAAAGCUGGUUAUCACUCACGGUCAUCAAUACUUGGAUGUCAGGGGAAAUAUUCGUUCUUUUUCAGUUUUACUUCUUUGCAUCCCUGUAAUAUAUACGUUUUUGUAAUGUUUAACCUCCCAAGACCACAGCUAGAAUUAAUCAAAGUUUGCUGUAGUACGUCUUAGUGGGAAGCAGAAAGUGAAAGAACUCGAUGUUUUUCUCUUUA
This is a messenger RNA of Populus nigra (black poplar), 2036 nucleotides long. RefSeq names its product arginine-specific demethylase JMJ20. The coding region runs from base 127 to 1593 and encodes 488 amino acids. Gene Ontology annotation, biological process: protein hydroxylation; negative regulation of gene expression; positive regulation of translational termination. Gene Ontology annotation, molecular function: histone H4R3 demethylase activity; sequence-specific DNA binding. NCBI's taxonomy places the organism in Eukaryota, Viridiplantae, Streptophyta, Magnoliopsida, Malpighiales, Salicaceae. The transcript is spliced from 9 exons. Gene Ontology annotation, cellular component: cytoplasm; nucleus. The record is from RefSeq and is a predicted model, not a curated record.